ACGCGUAUGUGUUUCAGGUGUCUGAUCACGAACUGCUCUAUAUCUAAAAAGCCAGUUUUAAAAUUUCGAAUUCUGUGUUUUCGCCCUAACUAGGCCGACUCAGUUUGCGUCUGAACGUACAUAAACAUAUUUGGGGAUAUGUGAUAUGACGUCUCAGCUUUAUGAAAUAUGUGAGUGAACAUGUGUUUACGUGUGCUGCCCAUGCGGGUGGAGUCAACACCACAGAAGUGUAACUCUUCCCAGAGUGGGUGCUUCAUCCAUAUAAAGCCUUCCAGCAGCUCGAAAGCAGAGGAGUCCUCAAUCGCCGGGCUCUGCAUCGCCUUUGGCUGAGCGUCUGGGUGCCCCGAUCCUUUGCACAGCUGCAGAGAGGACAAGCAGUGCAAUGAUUGAACUGGGCUCGGUGGAGGAAGGCAGCAGUCUGAUAGACGAGCUGAUGGAGCUGACAUCUCAGAGCUUAUGUCAGCUCGAGAUUAAAGAGCACUUCAACAUCAUUAAAGAGAUUGGCCGUGGCAAGUAUGGUGUGCUGCUGGUCACUCACCGCUGCAAGGGGACUCCAAUGGCUCUCAAAGUGCUGCCCAAGACUUCGACCAAGCUUCAGGGCUUCCUGAGAGAAUACUGCAUUUCCUUGCAUCUGUCUUGUCACCCGUGCAUCGUGGGAUUGUUUGGGAUCGCCUUCCAGUCCAACGAGCACUACGGAUUCGCCCAGGAGCUUGUGACGGGACGGGACCUGUUCGCCAUCAUCCAGCCACGGGUGGGCAUACCUGAAUGCGCAGUGAAGCGCUGUGCCGUUCAGAUCUCCUGUGCUCUAGAGUUCAUCCACCAGCGUGGUCUGGUCCACCGCGACAUCAAGCCCGAGAACGUGCUGCUGCUGGACACCCAGUGCCGCCGGGUCAAACUGGCCGACUUCGGCCUCACCCAGAGACGAGGAACCUUCAUCCGCUUCAUCUCGGGCACUCUGCCGUAUAUGGCUCCAGAGCUGUGCGCCAUGGUUUUGGAGGAAGGUCAGAAGGAGGUGAUAGCCCCUCCGCUCCGCGUGGAGUCCACUCUAGACACCUUCGCCUUUGCCGUGCUUCUUUUCUGCAUCCUCACGGGCUUCUUCCCCUGGGAGCGCUGCAACGACAGCGACGAUUUCUACGAGGAGUUUGCAGACUGGCGCAGAUGCCCGAAGAAAAACCCCGUGCCGUCUCAGUGGAAAAGAUUCACGCCCGUGUGCAUGCAGAUGUUCAGGAGGAUGUUAGCGCUGGACCCUGGUGAGAGGUGCUCCGUGGGAGAGGUCAAAGGUUACGUGGGUAAGGACUGGGUGCGAGCGAAGGACGCCAACGGGUGGGUGGGAGAAAACGGGGAGGUCAGCACAUCCACACCGAGUCCCUGCAGAAGCAGCCACAGUGAUGAACAGUGAUGGUGUUAUAUGACAAAUGAGCAGAAUAUGGUGCCAAAUGCAAUGCAGAGAGCUGCUCGCUGGAAAGAAUUUAGAUCAUUAGAGGUGUUGAUUUCUUAAAAAGUUAUGAGGAAGGCACUCAUUCGCGGGUCGGUAUUAUCGGUUAAAUACAAUUUAUACUUCAUUAACAUCGAUUGUGGCAUGCUGUAAUUAACAGAAAAAUACAUUUGUAAAUAGUUAAGUCAAGUAGUUAGUUAAGUCGCACUUACACUUUUAAAAGAUAUAUUUAGUUGUCUCUUUAAGAGUCAUUUUUGAUGGAGAAAAAGCAUUGUGUAUUGUACCCAGAAAUGAAAAAAAAAACACUCAAUCUGAUCAAAUGUAUAAUUUAAAAUAUUUUUUUAAUAUAUGAAUUACUAAAGAGCAGGUAAAGGAAAAAGUUUGAAGAAAAUUUGUA
Messenger RNA from Puntigrus tetrazona (Sumatra barb), 1832 nucleotides. RefSeq names its product serine/threonine-protein kinase SBK1. Gene Ontology annotation, biological process: peptidyl-serine phosphorylation; peptidyl-threonine phosphorylation. Gene Ontology annotation, molecular function: protein serine/threonine kinase activity; ATP binding. The record is from RefSeq and is a predicted model, not a curated record. NCBI's taxonomy places the organism in Eukaryota, Metazoa, Chordata, Actinopteri, Cypriniformes, Cyprinidae.